AUGUCAUUGAUGAUGCUGGGGCCAGCUUACAACCACACAAUGGAGUCCCCAGCUGCCUUCAUCCUUGUGGGCAUUCCAGGUUUGCAGUCUUCAUAUCUCUGGCUGGCUAUCUUCCUGAGUGCUAUGUACACCACAGCCCUGUUAGGAAACACCCUCAUCAUGACUGUGAUCUGCAUGGAUUCUACUCUCCAAGAGCCCAUGUAUUGCUUCCUGUGUGUUCUGGCUGCUGUGGACAUCGUUAUGGCCUCCUCUGUGGUACCCAAGAUGGUGAGCAUCUUCUGCUCAGGAGACAGCUCCAUCAGUUUUAAUGGUUGUUUCACUCAGAUGUAUUUUGUCCAUGCGGCCACAGUUGUGGAGACAGGACUGCUGGUGGCCAUGGCUUUUGACCGCUAUGUGGCCAUCUGCAAGCCCCUACACUACAGUAGGAUUCUCACACCUAAAAUGAUGCUGCGAAUGUGUGUGACCAUCAUCAUCAGAGCUGGCAUGUUCAUGACUCCUUUGAUUUGGAUGUUGAUUCAUCUUCCUUUCUGUGGCUCCAAUGUGGUUCCCCAUUCCUACUGUGAACACAUGGCUGUGGCUAAGUUAGCCUGUGCUGACCUCAUGCCCAGCAGUCUCUACAGUUUGAUUUGUUCUUCCAUUAUUGUGGGCUCUGAUGUGGCCUUCAUUACUACCUCUUAUGUCUUGAUUCUCAGGGCAGUGCUUGGUCUUUCCUCAAAGAAUGCUCAGCGGAAAGCAUUAAGCACUUGUGGGUCCCAUGUAGUAGUCAUGGCUCUAUACUAUCUGCCUGGAAUGGUGUCCAUUUAUGUAGCCUGGUUAGGGCAGGGCAUAGUGCCCUUGCACAUUCAAGUAUUGUUAGCUGAUUUGUACCUGAUCAUCCCACCCACCUUAAAUCCCAUCAUUUAUGGUAUCAGGACCAAACAAAUAAGGGAGAGAAUAUGGAGUUUGGUGAUGCACUGCCUCCUUGACCACUCCAAUAAAGUAUUAUGA
Dipodomys ordii (Ord's kangaroo rat) is the source of this 987-nucleotide messenger RNA. RefSeq names its product olfactory receptor 52I1-like. The record is from RefSeq and is a predicted model, not a curated record. Gene Ontology annotation, molecular function: olfactory receptor activity; G protein-coupled receptor activity. The coding region runs from base 1 to 987 and encodes 328 amino acids. Gene Ontology annotation, cellular component: membrane. The transcript has 2 exons. Gene Ontology annotation, biological process: G protein-coupled receptor signaling pathway. NCBI's taxonomy places the organism in Eukaryota, Metazoa, Chordata, Mammalia, Rodentia, Heteromyidae.